UAAUCACUAUGUAACUAAAAGUAACAUAAAAAAUAACCUGUACAUACACAAUCAAUGAAUCUGCUAUAUCAAUUAAUCUGUUACACAAUCAAUGAAUCAAAAAGAGAAUCAAGAUAAUAGCAAAUACAACUUUAUAUCUUUCUUACAACAUGACAUGCAAGUAAUAGCAUAUGAGUUGAACCUGGAGAAAGAAAACAGAAAUGUGUGACUUACGGUCAUAUGUCUGUUAUAAGUACCAUAAGAAACCAAUAGAAAAAUUUGUCCAUACAAUGGCUAUUUCUGGUCAUGUGGGUUGCUUACUGUUUAGUACAUUUGUCCUAUUAGCUAGCCUCUCUGUUGUACCUGCUUCUUCCCCUCCUCAUGUUCAUGGAGUACUGAGAAGGAACAGACAUUCACUUCCUCCUACUUCUUCUUGUUCAUGGAGUACUGAGAAGGAAUAGACAUUCACUUCCUCCUCCUGCUUCUUCUCCCUUUGUAGAAUAUCAUGUCAAAUACUUCACACAGAAUUUGGACCACUUCAGCUUCACUCCACACAGCUAUGCCACAUUUCAACAGAAGUAUCUCAUUAACUCAAAACACUGGGGCAGAGCUUCAUCCAAUUCUCCAAUCUUCCUCUAUACGGGAAAUGAAGGAUAUAUUGAGUGGUUUACUCAAAACACUGGCUUUAUGUUCGACAUUGCACCUCAAUUCAAGGCUCUUCUUGUCUUCAUAGAGCACCGUUACUAUGGCGAAUCAAUGCCAUAUGGGAGUAAAGAUGUAGCUUACAGCAAUGCCACCACAAUGGGCUAUCUAAGCUCCUCUCAAGCAUUAGCUGAUUUUGCUAUAUUGGUCACAGAUCUCAAAAAGAAUUUAACAGCAGAAGAUUCACCAGUAGUUGUAUUUGGAGGAUCUUAUGGUGGAAUGUUAGCCGCCUGGUUCAGACUGAAGUACCCACAUAUUGCAAUUGGGGCAUUGGCAUCAUCAGCUCCGAUUUUGGCUUUCGAUCUCAUCGUACCUCCAGCUGGUUAUGACAACGUUGUCUCAAACGAUUUUAGGAGUGAAAGCCAAAACUGCUUCAAUGUAAUAAAGAAGUCGUGGAAGAUAUUGAAGGAGAUGCCAUCAACUCCAAGUGGCAGAAGAUCUCUCAAAGAAUCUUUCAGACUCUGCAAAGAUAGUGACGUUGAUGGUGUGGAAGGGUGGCUGAAUGGAGCUUACUUUGAAGCUGCAGAAGCAGAUUAUCCAACACCUGCUAACUUUAUUCAGAAUUUGCCAGCCUACCCAGUGAAACAAAUGUGCAAGGCAAUAGAUAAUCCAUCUAGUGGGACCAAUAUCCUAAGCCAACUAUAUGGAGCAGCAAAUAUAUUUUAUAACUAUACGGGAAACAUGACAUGCUUUGAUUUGGGACCCAGUGAUCCACAUGGAGAGGGUGGUUGGGAUUUUCAGUAUUGUACAGAGAUGGUACAACCAUUUGCAGAUGAUCCAGUAGAAAGUAUGUUUCCCGAGUCAACAUUCAGUUAUACAGAUACCAUUCAAGAUUGUGCAUCUACAAAUGGUAUUGAGCCAAGGCCACACUGGAUCACCACCGAAUUUGGUGGUCAUAAUAUCAAGAGGGUGCUUAAGCGAUUUGGAAGUAAUAUAAUAUUUUUCAAUGGAUUGAGAGAUCCUUGGAGCAAUGGAGGGGUAUUAGAAGAUAUAAAUGAAAGCAUCAUGGCAAUCAUUGCUAAGAAAGGGGCACAUCAUGUAGAUCUUAGAUUUGCAACCAUGGAUGAUCCAAAAUGGCUUGUGCAAGUUCGAAAGAAGGAGAUUCGCAUAAUCAAAAGAUGGCUAAUGCAAUAUUACAAGGAUCUUCAUGCAAUUUAAAUUUAAGAUUACGUAUAAUGUAUCUUUCUACAGCUACACAAAUAUUCCUUGUCUUGUGUUGGAUGUUGGAUAGCAAAACUGAAUAGCAAUAUAAAGAUUUGCAUUGUCAACAAAAUUAAAACAGAUACUAUAUUAUUAUAAUUCCUUGACCUUUUUAAUGCCAUUAUUUUCCCUAACUUAUGGGAAUAAACUUUCCAACCAACCUAAUUACAAACUAAUCAGAUUAUUGAAUAUAAACCUUAUUUCCUAA
This is a messenger RNA of Cryptomeria japonica (Japanese cedar), 2089 nucleotides long. RefSeq lists its product as uncharacterized. Gene Ontology annotation, biological process: proteolysis. Bases 667 to 1839 code for a protein of 390 amino acids. NCBI's taxonomy places the organism in Eukaryota, Viridiplantae, Streptophyta, Pinopsida, Cupressales, Cupressaceae. The record is from RefSeq and is a predicted model, not a curated record. The transcript has 10 exons. Gene Ontology annotation, molecular function: serine-type exopeptidase activity; dipeptidyl-peptidase activity.